This is a messenger RNA of Brassica rapa (field mustard), 1374 nucleotides long. Its product is annotated as mitochondrial substrate carrier family protein E. The record is from RefSeq and is a predicted model, not a curated record. Gene Ontology annotation, biological process: transmembrane transport. Lineage: Eukaryota; Viridiplantae; Streptophyta; Magnoliopsida; Brassicales; Brassicaceae.
UGGAAUUAAAAUGUUUUAAGUAAAUCGCUGCGGUUCACAAAAUAUGUAAUAGGUCGAUGUGGCGAAAGAAGCGCGCAAAGUCCAUUAAUCUAAUCACUGCUAAAACCUCAUAAGCCCUAAAACACCUGGAACCUUCGAUAGACACCAGUCGCUUCCUCUCUGCAGAGCGAAUAUGGCGAGCAAGGAUUCGAAUCGCGAGCAACCUCCUCCUCUGAGUAUCGAAAUCAAAGCCACUCAGGAUCAAUUCUUCGUGUGGAGAGAGUUCGUAUGGGGAGGUAUAGCUGGAGCUUUUGGCGAAGGGAUGAUGCAUCCCGUAGAUACUCUCAAAACCCGACUUCAGAGUCAGAUUAUCAUGAAUGCGUCUCAGAGACAGAAGAGCAUUCCACAAAUGUUAAGGACUGUCUGGGUUGGUGAUGGAUUGAAAGGCUUUUAUAGGGGAAUUGCUCCUGGAGUCACUGGAUCUCUUGCCACUGGUGCAACCUACUUUGGUGUUAUUGAGUCUACAAAGAAAUGGAUUGAAGAGACUCAUCCCAACUUAGGAGGCCACUGGGUACACUUUAUUGCAGGAGCUAUUGGUGAUACACUUGGUUCUUUCGUAUAUGUUCCCUGUGAAGUAAUAAAGCAGCGGAUGCAAAUUCAAGGGACUAGUAGCUCCUGGAGCUCUUUUAUUUCGAGGAACAGCGUUCCAGUGAAACCAAGAGGUGACAUGUAUGGUUAUUAUACUGGAAUGUUCCAGGCUGGAAGCUCAAUAUUGAAAGAGCAAGGACCAAAAGGACUGUAUGCUGGAUAUUGGUCUACACUAGCAAGGGAUGUACCUUUUGCUGGCCUCAUGGUGAUGUUUUAUGAAGCAUUGAAGGAUCUAACAGAUCAAGGGAAGAAAAAGUUUCCACAAUUUGGAGUCAACAGUUCAAUCGAGGGGCUCGUUUUGGGAGGAUUAGCUGGUGGACUAAGUGCUUAUCUCACAACUCCACUGGAUGUUGUUAAAACAAGAUUGCAAGUACAAGGAACAACGAUCAAGUACAAGGGUUGGCUGGAUGCAGUUGGGCAGAUAUGGAGGAAGGAAGGUCCAGAGGGCUUUUUUAGGGGAAGCGUCCCGAGGGUCAUGUGGUAUAUUCCGGCCUCGGCACUCACCUUCAUGGCCGUUGAAUUCCUAAGAGAGAGUUUCAGAGAGAAAAGUAAGAAUAACAACAGUGUUGUCUCAAACUUGAGCAUAGAGAGUAAAAGAUCUUCAGUACAUGAGGUUAGAGAGAACUAGUGAGAUGAUGAUGAUUCUUGUCUACUUCUCAGAUACAGUUUAACAACAAUCUGAUUUAUCUUCAAUAAGAAACUUCUUUUAAUUCCACAAAAGGAAAAGAUAUUUGGGCUUUAUAUAUA